Molecule: messenger RNA, 2824 nt
Organism: Frieseomelitta varia
Lineage: Eukaryota; Metazoa; Arthropoda; Insecta; Hymenoptera; Apidae
Gene: DNApol-eta
Product: DNApol-eta
Exons: 8
Coding region: 302-2740 (812 amino acids)
Biological process (GO): response to radiation; error-prone translesion synthesis
Cellular component (GO): nucleus; replication fork; site of double-strand break
Molecular function (GO): DNA-directed DNA polymerase activity; damaged DNA binding
Source: RefSeq, a predicted model, not a curated record
UAGUAGCAUGAAUUUGUUUAUUUUUUUUUAUAUUUAUUCUUUUCUUUUCUGAGUAAAAGUAAUUACGAAUGAAACUGCUAAUGUCUAUGGUUAAAGAUUUACUCUUACGAAAUAAUAUAAGUUUAGGAACGACAAUCGAGUUACAAAUUUAAAUUCGAGAUUGUCUCGAAUUACGGUACCAAGAAAAUGUUCAUACAAUUGUAUAUAAUUCAAAAUGUGAUGAAUAUUAGAUGAGCAACAUUGUAAAUAUACUAAUGUUUUUAACCUAUAACUGACAACUCCGAUCAAAUUUUGUUUUAUAAUGGCAAAUUCGAGCAAUGAUAGAAUCGUAGUUUUAAUAGAUAUGGACUGUUUCUUUUGCCAAGUUGAAACGAAACUUCAACCAGAAUAUGCUGGAAAACCACUUGCAGUUGUGCAAUAUAAUCAAUGGAAGUUAGGAGGAAUAAUUGCUGUUAAUUACGAAGCAAGGGAAUAUGGUGUUACAAGACAUAUGAGAGGUGAGGAGGCAAAAGAAAAAUGUUCGGAUCUGGUUUUAGCUAGUGUACCGUGUCUUCGUGGGAAAGCUGAUACGUCAAGAUAUAGAGCUGCUGGUCGAGAAGUUAUUAAUGUUAUAAAGGAACAUUGUGAUAUAAUAGAGCGUGCUAGUGUGGAUGAAGCAUAUUUAGAUAUUACUGAUCUAGUUUCCAAGAGAAUGUCUACAAAUCUUAUUUCUUCGGAACAUUUAAUAAAACAGCUCUCAAACACUUUUGUAGUUGGAUAUUCAAAAGAUGGAAAGAAUGAUGAAGAAGAGAGAAGUAAUGGCACAAGAACUUGGAUAAUAAAUAUUUUUAAAGAUCUUGAAGAUAUAGAAGCACAAAAACUUGCAAUAGCAGGGAUUAUAGUUGAAGAAAUAAGGGCUGACAUAUUUGAUAAAACAGGAUUUAGAUGUUCUGCUGGUAUUGCACAAAAUAAGAUAUUAGCUAAAUUGGCAUGUGGAUUACAUAAACCAAAUCGACAAACAAUAUUACCUGCAACCGCAGUACCAAUUUUGUAUUCAACUUUGCCAAUCAAAAAAGUUAGAAACCUUGGUGGGAAGUUUGGAGAUGUUAUUGUUGAAUCUUUGAAUUGUAAUGUUAUGGGUGACUUAUUGCAAUAUUCAUUGCAAUAUUUACAAAAACGUUUCGAUGAGAAGACAGGAUUAUGGUUAUACAAUAUUGCUCGAGGAAUAGACAAUGAACCUGUUAAUAUACGACUGGUAUCUAAGUCAAUUGGAGCAUGUAAAAAAUUUCCAGGAAAACAAGCCAUUGUUUCAUUAGAUGUGUUAAAACAUUGGGCUAGUGAAUUGUCGGCAGAAGUUUGUGAACGUCUGGAACAAGAUCUUGAGGAAAAUGAGCGUCGUGCAACAUUAAUAACUAUACAUUAUCAGUAUUAUCAAAACAGAACUACAAUAUCUCAAUCACGUUCAUGUACUUUAAAUUCAUAUAAGCCAGAAAAUAUGGCAACUCGUUGUGUACAAAUUGUAUCAAAAUCAACACAAUGUCCAAUUGCAUUUUUGGGUAUAUCAGCUGGUAAAUUUAUACUGGCUAAAGGUAGUGACAAUUUUCGGAAUUUCUUUAAAUUAAACGAAUUAGAAUCUCGUAAAAAAAUAGUUGUACAAACAGAAAAUGAAAAACUAGAAAGUAUAUGUUUAGUAGAAAAUAGUAUCAAAAAAAUAAAAAAUGAUUUAGAUGUAGAUAAAAAUGUCGGCAUAGAUGUUAAUAGCGAAAAAAUCAACAAUAUGCAAAAUAAUAAAUUAAAACAUAUUGGAAAAAGUUCUAGAAUUAAUGCGCAAUUAACUGAAUAUAAUUAUGAUGCAAGAACUGAUUCGUCUCCUACUUCCAGACGAUUAGAUAAUUUAAUUAAUUCAUUGAAUGAACGAAAUGAAAUAAAAACCCUUUGUAAAAAGAAGGCCAACUGUUUUAAUUUGAGUGAUCCUUUAGAUCAAAAUGAUUUCAAGGAAUCGUUUUUUAUGAAUGUUUUUAACUCGGAGAAAAGUAAUUCAAAAAAUACAUGUAUAAAUAAUAUUGAAUUAAAUGAUAAUGUAAAUAUGGAUAUUAAAUGUGAAAAUGUAAAUAAAAAUAACAUAAAAAAUGAAGAAAGUAAUUCUGACGAAAAUUUAGAUUUAAAUAUUAAACAUAAAAUAUAUGUAAACAAUGAAAUUGAAAAUAAAGCAACUUCUUCAAAUAUAAAAUUAAAUGAAAAUAAUGAACAAGACGUAAUACAACUACAAGAAAUAUUUCCUGAUUUGAAUAAUAUCGAUUCCAAUGUAGUUGCAUUAUUACCUCCACAUUUGCAAGAAGAAGCAAAAUUAUACAUGAAACUAAAAGAUAAAAGGGAUAAUACAAAAGAAAUUUUAAUGAAAACAUCAAAGAGAAAAAAUAAAUGUACAACUAAUAGCUUAAAAGGAAAAAGAAGCAAUGAUAUUUCUAACUUCUUAAUUAAAAAAAAUUCACCUAAUUUAAUUGAAGUUCCUUCUAAACAAUGUCCAAAAUGUUAUCAAAUGAUACCUAUAUCAAAAUAUCAGGAACAUUGCGACUUUCAUGUAGCUGAAAGUUUGCAAUGGGACAUAAGUAAUUCAGUAUUACAUACUACAAAUAUAAAAAGAAAGGAAAAUACAGAUGAUAUAGAUAUAGAUACGAAUUCUAUUAAACGUCGACCAAAUACAAAUAUUUUAAAUUCUCACAAGAAUUACAAAUCCAUAACAUCAUUUUUUUCGGAAUGAGAUUAAAAAAUUAUAAAGAAUAUUUUAUUUAUCAUUUAUAAAAAUAUCCAUUAUAUAUAAGUGACAUGUAGUCAAAUAUGUAUA